Molecule: messenger RNA, 1578 nt
Organism: Naumovozyma castellii
Lineage: Eukaryota; Fungi; Ascomycota; Saccharomycetes; Saccharomycetales; Saccharomycetaceae
Gene: FMP42
Product: Fmp42p
Exons: 1
Coding region: 1-1578 (525 amino acids)
Source: RefSeq, a predicted model, not a curated record
AUGAGCUCACGCAACUACAUUAAGAUUAUCCAGGUAUGCUGUGCCACCAUAUGGUGUCUCUUUUCUGCUGGUAUCAUAUUUGGGUUUGCUGCUCUAAAACCUAUCCUAAUUAGUGAAGGUGUCUAUUCUGAAGUGUGUGUUAAUGAACGGAGAGCAGCAGAACCACCAAAUUCGAGACCUCUUUGUGUGGCCCAGGAUAUGAAAUUAAACUUAAUUUUUACAAUAAGUGCGGCUCUGACAAAUGUUAUGGCUCUCCCUGUUGGUUACCUUUUGGAUAGAUAUGGUCCCCGAAUAAGCGCCAUUAUUGGAUCUCUAUUUUUGGCCUCAGGAUCAGCCGCCUUUAUCUUAUCAUCACAGCUUCUACCUUAUUUUGAUCCCUAUAUUACUGGCUAUGCGCUUUUUUCAAUUGGAGGUCCAUUUGUCUUCAUUUCUUGCUUUCAGCUGGCGAACACAUUCCCCAAAAGAUCAGGUUCUAUUCUUGCCCUUAUUACAGGGGCAUUUGAUUCAUCGUCAGCAUUAUUUCUGGGAUAUCGGGUAUUUUACCAACAGAAAGAUUCUUCUUUUGGAUUACAAAAGUUUUUCACUCUCUACCUUUUGGUUCCACUAUUUAUUCUAAUAUGCCAAUUGACCAUAAUGCCCCAUCAAUCAUACCCCUCAUGCGGGGCUGUUGCAAAACUAUCUGUUGAAGGAUUAGAUGAAUCAGGCCAUUUACUAGAAGGAGAUGAUGGAGCUGCAAUCUGCCCUGAUGACGAAGAACGCCAAGUCUUGAUAAACGAAUUUGAUGAAUCAGAACAAUCACAAAUUGAGACGGAAUUACCUAUUAGAAGAAAAUCUGUUUUGGAAUCGUACGUUGAAGGAAAGCUGGAGAAAAAAUCAGGUGGCGUUUUUGGUGUACUGCAUGGCAAGACUGUAGCUGCUCAAUUGAAAAGUCCGUGGUAUUAUUUGAUGCUGAUAUUUUCUGUUAUAUCAAUGAUAAGAAUUAAUUAUUUUAUUGCUACUAUUAGAUCCCAAGAAGAGUAUUUACUGGGGGAUAAAGAUGAGGCGUUGAAGCUAAACUCAAUCUUUGAUGUUCUGCUUCCAGCUGGAGGUGUUAUAGCCAUCCCGUUCAUUGGUUUUCUUCUAGACCAUGUGACCUCUAUUAUGGUGUUAUACAUUCUUUCCUUCCUAUCAAUUGUGAUUAGUAUUCUUGGCUUAAUCCCCAAUUCCUUUUCAUUUAAUUUGUUAGGUAUAUUAUUAUUGGUGGUAUACAGGCCGUUUUAUUAUACAGCUGUUUCAGACUACGCAACAAAGGUUUUUGGUUUUGAGACGUUUGGAACGGUUUAUGGUUUAAUGAUUUGCAUAAGUGGUAUUUGUAAUAUGGGACAGGGCUUGUUAGACAAAUGGACACAUACUACUUUCAAAAUGAACCCAACUCCAAUAAAUAGUAUUUUAUUGCUUGUUACAAUAUUUUCUUGCGGCGCUUUACUUGCUUUUGUUACUCGCACAUUACAUUCAGAAAAUAUACAGAAUUCUUUCGAAGGAAAUACAAGUGCAGGUAAUUCCGAUACUGAACUAACUGCUAGAUAUGAUAGUACUUAG